Dermatophagoides farinae (American house dust mite) is the source of this 1069-nucleotide messenger RNA. NCBI's taxonomy places the organism in Eukaryota, Metazoa, Arthropoda, Arachnida, Sarcoptiformes, Pyroglyphidae. The record is from RefSeq and is a predicted model, not a curated record.
UGAUGAUGAUCAACCGAAUUCAUCAUCACCAAUAAUUGGGAUGAUGAGUAAAUUACAAAAAAAUUCACCAACAUCCAAUAGUAGUAUUAAAUCGUAUCAAAGUGAUGUUCAACAACAACAACAACAACAACAGCUGAAAAAUAAUGGCCUAUCACCACGAAUUCCAAGAAAACAAAUUCCAAUGACUAAUAAUAAUGAAAUGGAUAUUGACGAUCAAAAACAAAUUAUUUCAUCACCAUCGAUUAUUAUAACAGCAUCACCACAAUCCGGAAUCCAGAAUUCAAUGAAUGGUUCAUCACAACAACAACAACAACAACAGCAUCAGCAUUUGAAUCGAAAUCCUCAACAAUUAUCAACCGAUGACUUAAAUGGUUAUCUAGAUUUCGAUGAUGAUGAUUGUUCACCACGUACACGAAUGAUACCAAAAGAUUCUGGAGCAAAUUGGAUACAAAUGGAUGAUUAUCAUUAUCAACAAAAGUAUAAGGGUAAAAAUAUUAUAAAUGAUGAUCAACAAAAACAACAACAACAUGGAAAAACGGAUAAUGAUCGAAUCGAUGUUAGUCUUUAUACUACUAAAAAAAAUGUUGCCCAAGGAAUGUUAGUGAUUGCAUUAUUAUCGGCUAAUUGUUCACAAUUAAAAUAUCUUCUUUAUCAUUAUGAACGUGAUGUUCCUAUCGCAUCAUCAUCCGUAUCAUCGAUUCCAUCAUCCGGAAACAGAGGCGAUACUAAUACAUGGGCUACAAUAUUUCAUACCAAUACUAAUACAGGAUCAUUAGAUUUUUAUUUUACAACAAAUCUUGCCUGUAUUUGUAUAUCAAUAUUUUUACAAAUAAUCAUUGGAAUAUUGUUGAUACUAAAUAGUCGUCAUAAUGUUUACAUUCAUCAUCGUUAUCAAAGAGUUGCAGAUUCAUAUUCGAAUUGGAUAUUAUUAGCCGUAUUCAUUGUUACGGUUGUCAAUAUAUUUUUAUCCGUAUUUAUUUCAGCACGUUGAUUGAACAUUAUCAGAAAAAAAAUUGUUUUCCAAUUUUAUUGGAUUUUAAAUCAAAAUAUUAAUAAGUUGUUAUAGUAU